AUGACCUCCUCUUCAGGAUCACAAGAUGGAGAUCGCUUCGCCGUCUCCCUGCGUGGUGAAUCUCCCUCACCCGCUCUACCAGGACUAGGAGCGGUUGACACCACAGAAUCCGCCUCCGACAUCUCGAGCCCCAUUUCUAUCACCUCGAGCCCUAUCUCUGGCACCUCGAGCCCCGUCUCUGGCACCUCGAGCCCCAUCUCUGGCAUCUCGAGCCCUACUUUUGGCGUGCAGACACCCACAUCUUCGAUCUCGUCGAUCUCUUCAAAUACAUCCAUCGGUACCACUCUAGAGAAGAACCAGACCAUGUUCCAGGGCUUCGAAUGGUACUGCCCAGAUGAUCAGGAGCAUUGGAAGCGCCUCGCGAAUGCGGCUCCGGCCCUCUCAAGCAUUGGUGUCACCUCCAUGUGGAUCCCUCCAGCUUGCAAGGGCUUCUUGGAUGGGAACGCAAGUGCAGGCUACGAUACCUAUGAUCUCUACGAUCUGGGCGAGUUCAAUCAGAAGGGUGGCGUCAAGACCAAGUACGGUACCAAGGCCGAGCUUCUGAAGCUUAUCGAGGUCUCUAACAUCCAUGGCCUGGCCAUCCUUUUCGACGUGGUCGUUAACCACAAAGGAGGCGCUGACUACCAUGAGCCGGUGAAUGGCGUCAGAGUUGACCAUCUCAAUCGUCUUCAUGAAAUUACUGGAGGACUGGAACACAUCCAGGCUUGGACUGGAUUUGACUACCCUGUUCGCAACGACGAGUACAGUACCUUCAAAUGGAACAAAUCCCACUUUUCAGGCGCACAUGACGCUGACGAUGAUCGUGGAAACUACGACUACUUGAUGUUCGCCAAUAUUGACCACUCCAAUCCUGAAGUGCAGCAGGAGCUCUUCAAUUGGGUUCAAUGGCUAGGAAGCGAGCUUGACAUUGGUGGCAUACGCCUCGAUGCCAUCAAACACAUAUCGAAGCAGUUCCAGAAGGACUUCAUCUCCCACAUCCGAAAGACGGUCGGACCUGGCUGGCUCAUCGUUGGCGAGUACUGGCACUUUGACGCCAGGUUCAUGGCCAAGCUCAUCGAGGACUUUAACCAUCAACUCAUCCUCUAUGACAUUCCGCUUGUCCACAAGUUCCGCGAUCUUUCCAAGACGCCGAUUGAUAGACUUGACCUACGCACCGUGUUUGAUGGAUCGCUGGUGAGCUUGAAGCCGGAACAGGCAGUGUCGUUUGUCGUGAACCACGAUACACAAGAAGGCCAGGCAUCCGAAUGCGUGGUCUCUCCGUGGUUCAUCCCACAUGCCUACGCGCUCAUCCUCCUGCACGCAAAGGCUGGGACCCCCUGCGUCUUUUAUGGCGACGUCUACGGCUCUUACGGACCCCAAGGUGAAUCAAAAGCCGGCGAAUACAAUUUGCCGCCUUAUCACUCCAGCGUGGUCAAGAUGGUCCUUGCUCGACAGUACUACGCCUAUGGUGGCAUGAGCGAGUUCUUCGAUGACCCGCUCUGCAUCGGUUUCACGCGCCACGGCGAUGAAGACCACUCGGACGGUGCAGGUCUUGCAGUCGUGCUGAGCGCACUGGAGGAGACGGCAUCGAAGAGGAUGUUUGUGGGACAAAAGCAUGCGGGAGAAGUCUGGACCGAUGUGCUCGGUGGCGUGAAGGAUGAAGUGGCCAUUGAGGGAGACGGGUGGGCGACAUUCCCCGUCCGACCACGGACGGUCUCCAUCUGGGUCGACGCGGUCGCUGAGGACAGAGAGCUGGUUGAUGGAUUUGUCUUCGAUCAUGACAUUUACGGUCUAAAGAGUGGUAGAGAAUCUGGCUGA
Messenger RNA from Anthostomella pinea, 1797 nucleotides. The record is from the annotation of a GenBank genome assembly. NCBI's taxonomy places the organism in Eukaryota, Fungi, Ascomycota, Sordariomycetes, Xylariales, Xylariaceae.